UCACCUGCGAUUCCCCACCAUCCCUCGCGACUCCAUCGAAUCAAAGAGUGUGCCGGGGGGGGUCAUUGCAGCAUUUCCCCCCCCUAUCACCCCCGCACCCCACCCCAACCAUCCCGUCCACUCACCUACAUAACACCAGCCGUCAUCCUUUUCCUUUCUCAUUCCCAAGAAACAUUCUUUCGAGGCGUUUUUUUUACGGCGGCUACCGAGGUCGCACCGUUUUCGACCUUCUCCCUUUCAAACCCCCCAGCAGCUUGGGCUCCAGCCACUGCCCGCAAUCAUGGCGUCCAACGGCCUUCCUCCCAAUUGCCCGCCAGGCGGCUUCGGCAUGGCUCAGUAUUUCUCGACGGGUUCCAACGGCCAGUGCCAACAGGCGUCGUCCUUCUUCGGCGGGAAGCCGCCGCUCGACCUGUCCGUCGGGUAUGCCGUCGUGCUCGGCUUCGGCGCCUUCUUCGCGGUGUUCACGUCGUGGCUGGUGUGGCUGGAGCAGCGGUACGUGGGCACGCGCCAGAACUCGGAGUGGUUCAACACGGCGGGCCGCAACGUGAAAAUGGGGCUCAUCGCGUCUGUCAUCGUCUCGCAGUGGACGUGGGCCGCCACCAUUCUGCAAUCCUCCAACGUCGCAUGGCAGGACGGAGUGAGCGGUCCGUUCUGGUACGCGAGCGGCGCGACGAUCCAGGUGCUGCUGUUCGGCAUCAUCGCGAUCGAGAUCAAGCGCAAGGCGCCCAACGCGCACACCGUCUGCGAGAUCAUCAAGGCCAGGUGGGGCACGGCGGCGCACAUCGUGUUCUUGUGCUUCUGCUUCCUCACCAACAUGAUCGUCACCGCCAUGCUGCUGCUCGGCGGCUCCGCCGUGGUCAACGCGUUGACUGGGCUCAACAUCUACCUCGCUUCGUUCCUCAUCCCGCUCGGCGUCAUCUUCUACACGCUCGCAGGCGGGCUCAAGGCGACGUUCCUCGCGAGUUACAUCCACUCGGUCAUCGUGCACAUCAUCCUCCUCGUCUUCGUCUUCCUCGUUUACUGCACAAGCUCGUAUCUCGGCGCGCCGUCGACCGUCUACAACGACCUGCAGUACGCCGCGAGCCCCACGCGCGACUGCUCGCUGCAGCACCCGGGGCAGCACUGCGGGCCGGUGGAGGGAAACAAGGACGGCUCGUACGUCACCAUGAUGUCCAUCAACGGCUUCGUCUUCGGCCUCAUCAACAUCGUCGGCAACUUCGGCACCGUCUUCGUUGAUAACGGUUACUGGAUGAGCGCGAUCGCGGCGAAGCCGUCGUCGACGCACAAGGGGUACCUGCUGGGCGGGCUGGUGUGGUUCGCCGUGCCCUUCUCGCUCGGCACGUCGCUGGGGCUCGGCGCGAUCGCGCUGGGGCUGCCCAUCACGCAGGCGGAGGCCAACCAGGGGCUCGUGCCGCCCGCCACGGCCGUCGCGCUCAUGGGCAACUGGGGCGCCGUGCUCAUCCUCGUCAUGCUCUUCAUGGCUGUGACUUCUGCUGGUUCUGCGGAGUUGGUUGCCGUUUCAACUCUGGUGACGUACGACAUCUAUCGUACGUACGUCAAUCCCAAGGCAACGGGAAAGCAGAUCCUGAUGUGCUCGCGAGUCAUGGUGCUCGCGUUCGGCCUCUUUAUGGGCGUCCUCGCUAUUGCGCUCAACCAGGCGGGAGUGUCGCUCGGCUGGAUGUACCUCGUGAUGGGUGUGCUUAUCGGCAGCGCGGUCGUUCCUAUUGCGAACGUGAUUCUCUGGAGGAAGGCCAACGCUUUUGGCGCUAUUGCUGGCUGCCUCAUCGGCAUGGUUGCUGGCAUCACGUCGUGGCUGGUGGUGGCGAAGGUGCAGUACGGCGUGCUGGACCUCGAUAGCACGGGCGCCAACUCCUCCACGCUCACCGGCAACCUCGUCUCCAUCAUCACUGGCGGCACCGUGCAUGCCGUCUGCAGUUUUAUCUGGCCGGACGACUUUGACUUUGAGAGCACGCGCUGCAUCGCCCUGGUGGACGCCGACGGCCACGCCGAGGUGGACCCCGAGGAGUACAGCCAGGCGAAGCUGUCGUCCGCCAAGAAGUGGAUCUUCAUCUGGGGCUCUGCCUUCACGAUCGUCAUUGCCAUCCUCUGGCCCAUCCUCUCGCUCCCGGCGGGCGUCUUCUCCAUGGGCUACUUCACCUUCUGGGCCGUCAUCUCCAUCGUGUGGGGCUUUGUCGGGUCGGCGAUCAUCAUCCUUCUGCCGCUGUAUGAGAGCUGGUCCGACCUGUGCCUGGUGAUGAACGGCAUGUUCACCAACGAUCUGAUCCUCGAGAAGGUGGACGAUGUGGGGCUCAAGGUGUCGGCGCUCAUGUCGACGAAUCAGGACGCGGAGAAGCACUACCUGCUGCAGAAGGAGCAGAUGAAGGAGCUCCGUGCGCACAUCCCCCCGCCCGCCCUUGAGCACAAGGAGCUGGAGGGCGAGGUGGACCUCGACUGACGGCGAGGCGCAUGUUGAAAGCUGAAACCACCAGCUGAAAGUGAAACGACCAGGUGGAGUCACCUGGUGCUCACCACACCACCAAGUGACCCAUGUGGAUUUGAGCCAGGGUGCCUGUUACGAAGAGCCCGGCUUUCUAGUGCAGUUUUUAGAGGUGGAAGAGCUAGGGGGAAAACUAGGCAAUAAUGUAUUGUAAAUGCAUGGAUGAUGGAUGAUGGAAGUAGUGCAUUCAUACUUCACCAUUGAAGUCCAUCAACACAGGACGACGACCUUAACAAUCCUGUGAAUCAUGCAAAGCCAGAAGCUCUUGGCAGCCAUGGUAUGGUGAUACCGUAUGCCCAUGAUGACUCUGCCACUGCUGCCUCACAUUGUCCCUUCCUGUUCAGUUCAGUCUGAACCAUUUUCCA
Closterium sp. NIES-67 is the source of this 2862-nucleotide messenger RNA. The record is from the annotation of a GenBank genome assembly. Lineage: Eukaryota; Viridiplantae; Streptophyta; Zygnematophyceae; Desmidiales; Closteriaceae.